AUGCGCUCCACUAGGUCUCCAUACCCACGCGCUGGGCGCCCUUGCAAACUACAUGGCAACACUUAUACCACCUGUCCAUCCAUCAAGCCAUCGUCUCAGCCCUCCAUUUACCUUGGAAGCACUCAAUACAUCUACUUCAUCCCGACAAAUCCCGCCACUCAGCCCCCUCCCCUCGUCAUUCUUAGCCUGAACUAG
This is a messenger RNA of Puccinia triticina, 195 nucleotides long. RefSeq lists its product as uncharacterized. Bases 1 to 195 code for a protein of 64 amino acids. The record is from RefSeq and is a predicted model, not a curated record. NCBI's taxonomy places the organism in Eukaryota, Fungi, Basidiomycota, Pucciniomycetes, Pucciniales, Pucciniaceae. The transcript has 2 exons.